CCCGCAGCACUCUUGGCUACUCCCAUCUCUCUGGCGACUGCAUCUUCUCCAUCGGCUCAGUAUCAUCAGGUGUGACCGUGUGAUAUUGUUCUACUCUGCUACUUCAUCCGCCGGCUGCUUAAUACCAUCAGUUUCUGCUGAAGCGCCAUGGGUCCUGCCAUUGUCUUCUUCCUCUUGCUUGCGUCUGCAGCACCGCUGCUCUUGGCGUCGCAUGUUUUGGGCGAUUAUCCCACGCCCAAACCCUCAACAGUUUGGAUCAACAACAAUGUUUUCUUCAAAGGCUCCAACAGCCGCAACAUCGUCCCCAGUGUUGUCGUACCUGACUCGAAUUCCCAAAUUUACACCGACGCAGGAUUCCACUGUGUCCCCUCUAUAUUCCAGUGCGACCAGUACCUCUUUGCGGUAUCCAUUGGCAACUCGAACACUCAACAAAUUUCCUGGUCUUUCAACCAGGAAAUUGCCAGCUCCGUCGACACUCGGCAGAUUGUCUGGUCUGCCAACCGGGAUCGUCCUGUUAGGGAGAAUGCCACACUUGAGCUUACCACAGAUGGAAACUUGGUCCUCCGUGAUGCCGAUGGUAGCCAGGUCUGGUCAAGCAACAGCUCGGGCCGAUCUGUAGCUGGCAUGGUGAUCAAAGAUGUCGGCAAUCUGGUGUUGUUUGAUCACAAUAACAGAAGCGUGUGGCAGUCAUUUUAUCAUCCCACCGACACAUUGGUCCUUGGGCAGUCACUUGUGGAAGGUAUGCGGCUCACAUCAAAUACUUCUGCAACAAAUACGACGGAGAAUAUGUUCUAUAUCACUGUGCUACCAGGUGGAUUAUAUGCAUUUAUUGAAUCCACACCACCACAGUGCUACUUUUUAAAUCCCUUGAGUGAAAACAAGACAACAAAUGAUCCAACAAAGGUCACAUUCAUGAGUGGAAGCCUCACCACGGAUGAGUCAGGGCAGCCAGAUUUUCAUACUAAUCUCGUACUUCCUCCAGCUAAAUCCACCCAGUUCAUGAGAUUAGAGUAUGAUGGACAUCUGAGGGUGUAUGGAUGGUCUGGUGAUGGAUGGACUCCAGUGUAUGAUGUAAUGUCAUCAAUGGAGAAGGAUGAUUGUGAUUACCCAACAGUUUGCGGGGAGUAUGGCAUAUGCACAAAGGGGCAAUGCGGCUGUCCAUUUGAUACUAAUUCAAGUUCAAGCUACUUCAAGCUGGUGGAUGAACAUACGCCAAAUCUUGGUUGCACACCAAUAACUCCAAUAUCUUGUCAAGAAAUACAACACCAUCGGCUCUUGACCCUUCCCAACAUCUAUUACUUUGACGAAAGCAACACGGCUGCCAAUGCAACAAGCAUCGAUGACUGUAAGCAAGCCUGCUUGAAGAACUGCUCCUGCAUGGCUGUUUCGUUCAGGUAUAAAUGGAAUGCUCCCCGCGGGAUAUGUGUGUGGGUGACAAAGGUCUUUUCCUUGAAAUCGAUACAACCUGGUGUUGAUAACAACUCUUCUGCUUACAUUAAGGUGCAACUUAGCCCCUCUACUGAAAACAGAACGGAGGUGCAGCCCAACGCCUCUAAUGAAAACCAAACGAAGGUGACAUUAGGUGCUUCACUUGGUGUUGUUACGGCUCUUGUAUUGCUUGUCAUUGUUGUCGCACUUUAUUUAAAAAAAAGGAAAAAGUAUGAAGAGAUAGAUGAAGAAUUUGAUUUUGAUCAAUUCCCUGGAAUCCCGGCGAGGUUUUCUUUUGAAAGAUUGAGCGAAUGCACAGAAGGGUUCAGUAAGAAGCUCGGAGAAGGUGGGUUUGGAUCAGUGUUUGAAGGCAAAUUAGGUGAAAAUAGAGUUGCUGUGAAACGUUUGGAAGGUGCUAGACAAGGAAAGAAAGAAUUCUUGGCAGAGGUUGAGACUAUUGGUAGCAUUGAACACAUCAAUCUUGUCAGGCUGAUUGGCUUUUGUGUAGAGAAGUUUGAGAGGCUUCUGGUAUAUGAGUAUAUGUCGAGAGGGUCGCUUGAUAGGUGGAUCUAUUACCGACAUAAUAAUGCCCCUCUUGAUUGGUCCACGUGUUGUAGGAUCAUUCUGGAUAUUGCCAAGGGCCUAUGCUAUCUUCAUGAGGAUUGCAGACGGAAAAUUGCUCAUUUGGAUAUCAAACCACAAAAUAUUCUUUUGGAUGACAACUUCAACGCCAAAGUAGCUGAUUUUGGACUAUGCAAGCUAAUAGAUAGGGAUCAAAGCAAGGUUGUGACUAUGAUGAGAGGAACACCUGGAUAUCUGGCACCUGAAUGGUUGACGUCACGGAUCACUGAAAAUGUUGAUGUCUACAGCUUUGGAGUUGUCAUCAUGGAAGUAAUAAGUGGAAGAAAGAAUAUCGACAACUCUCAGCCGGAGGAGAAUGUCCAGCUCAUAAAUCUAUUACGAGAAAAAGCUCAAAACAACCAAUUGAUUGAUCUGAUUGAUGUGCAUAGUGAUGAUAUGCUCUCGCAGCAUGAGGAUGUGGUUCAAAUGAUGAAGCUCGCAAUAUGGUGCCUGCAACAUGACAGCAUUCAAAGGCCUUCAAUGUCAAUCGUGAUCAAGGUAUUGGAAGGUGCGAUUAGCAUACAGACUUUCGAUGCAAAUUCAAUCAUGUUUGCUCAAGAUAAUCCAUCAGCAUAUUCAGCUCCAUCUCAAGCAUCCAUAUUAUCUGGCCCAAGGUGAAACGUGUGGGUAAUGAGCAGAAGAUCGAAUGUCAAACUAUGGACUUUGGCUUUUGUAUCCUAUCCUAUUUGUACU
Messenger RNA from Lolium rigidum, 2742 nucleotides. Its product is annotated as G-type lectin S-receptor-like serine/threonine-protein kinase SD2-5. The record is from RefSeq and is a predicted model, not a curated record. The transcript has 3 exons. Gene Ontology annotation, molecular function: protein serine/threonine kinase activity; ATP binding. Gene Ontology annotation, biological process: protein phosphorylation. NCBI's taxonomy places the organism in Eukaryota, Viridiplantae, Streptophyta, Magnoliopsida, Poales, Poaceae. The coding region runs from base 148 to 2667 and encodes 839 amino acids.